UCAUUCCAAACCAACAUGGCGCCCAGCGGGAUGGCCCGGAGUGCCGGCGGCGAAGCGGCUUCCGAAGCUGGGCUAUCCAAGUGGCAAUAUGCGCUCAUUUUCGCCACGCCAGUCGCUGCCGGCUUGGCCUACUGGUACUACAAAAAAGCCCGUGGAAGGGCGAAGCCGCCCGGCGCCGGCGCCGGCGAAACAAAAGUGUCCAAGUCCGCGGACAAAUCUCAAACCAACCACUCGCGCGGCGCAGCCGACGCCAAGGACCCGUUCGAAAGGGCGAAGGCUUUCAAAAACCAGGGCAACAAGUACUUCAAGGAAGGCAAGUUUGAUAAAGCUAUCGAGUGCUAUACGGAGGCCAUCGCGCUGUGCCCGCCGCAGAACAAAAAUGAGUUGGCUACCUUCUACCAAAAUCGCGCUGCUGCCUACGAGAACUUGAAAAACUACACCGCGGUUAUCGCCGACUGCACCAGGGCGAUAGACCUGAACUUUCAGUACGUCAAGGCACUUCACCGGAGAGCGAAGGCCUACGAGGUCGUCGAUGAAUUGGACAAGUGUCUGGAAGACAUCACAGCUGUAUGCAUACUCGAGGGAUUCCAAAACCAGAACUCAUUGCUUGUGACCGACAGGGUGCUGAAGAAGAUUGGCAAAGCACGUGCAAAGGAACUCAUCAAGGCCCGAAAGCCGAUAAUGCCAUCGAAGCACUUUAUUAGAAAUUACUUUGUGUCCUUCUGUGAAGACCCGGUUAUUAAGGCUGUGCAGGCAUUCCGUGAAGGCAAGCCCUUUCCUAAAAGUGACAGUCCCGGGGGUGCGUACGCACAGGCUGUGGAGUGUCUAGCCAACGAGAAGUAUGAAGACGUGAUUGCACACUGCACCAAGGAGAUCGAAAAUAGCGGAGAUGCGCAAGCCGAAGCACUUCUGCUGCGAGGUACGCUGUACAUGCUGCAAGGGCUAUCACAGGCUACGGUCGACGACCUCAACCGGGUCCUCCAAAUGGACAUGGACACUGCCGGUCUCAAGGUUCGAGUGAACGCUCUCAUCAAGCUUGGCACUCUAAAGGUGCAUGCUGAGAAGUUGGAGGAAGCACUUGAGGACUUUGAGCAGGCUGCCACCCUUGACCCAAGCAAUGCUGACGUCUUUCUGCAUCGGGGCCAGGUGUUGCUGCUUCUGGACAGGCUAGAGGACACGCUCAAGGACAUGGAGCGGAGCGUGACACUCCGACCGGACUUCCCAUCGGCAGCAGCUCAGCGCUGCUACGUGCUGUACAGGUGCGGAGGAGCUUCCAAGGAUCCCCACAAACAGAUGCAGGCAUUCCAGCAGUUUGAAGACAUCCAGGAGCGGUUCCCCAAAUGCCCCGAGUGCUACUUCCUUCAUGCUCAGAUCCUUUCAGAGAACAAGGAGUUUGAGAAAGCCGAGGAGAACUUUCUGAAGGCUCAGAAGGCAGAUCCUACAGACCCAAACGUUCCUGUGCAUCUUGGCAUACUACACCUGCAGUGGACGCAAGAUUUUGAGAAGGCAGCCGAAUUCAUGUACAAGGCAAUCGAAAUGGAUGACAAAUGUCAAUUUGCCUACGAGACCCUCGGUUCCGUUCAGGUCCAGAGGGGAUUCCUGAAGGAAGGCUUGGAGCUGUUCGAUAAAGCCAUCGUGCUCGCCCAGACCGAAGCCGAGCUGGCCCACCUGCUGUCGUUGCGAGACGCCGCCGCAGCACAGGGACGGGUGGCCAGCCGUCUAGGGAUGGCCGUCACCCCUGGCUUCAGCUAGGACUGUCGAGUCUGCCACAUUGGGGACAGCUCUUCCUUUCUUCCUUUUUUUUUUUUCCUUCUUUAUGCGAAGAACCAGAUUGCAGACCAUUCACCGUCAUCCCCUCUUUCGUCUGCCGCCGCCGAGCGUUAGCGGAACUUCAGAGACAUGUUUGUUCCUCACGUUUACGUAUCACAGAAUGGGCGGAACGCGGCAGCUUGAGUCGGCGGGGUGAAGGUAGCACGUCGUCUGGCUCCUGUCGCAAAGCAUUGUUCUGUGCAGUGAAACCCGAGCAGCACGGAUGCUCGAGUGUGCGCACUACUCUUAAAAACGGUGGCAUGUGUUCCGUUUAUUUGUCUGGCGCCUGCAUACAACUUAUAUAGCUAGGGACCAGCGAUUGUUUUCGGGGAGCUAGGCCUUAGAUGCGGCUCAGCUAUGCCAGUUAGGAUAUCAAACCAAGUGAAAAAAAUGGAGAGAGGAAGUUUGCAGCCCUCUGCAAGAAACGUGAAAGAGGGUAGUAGGAGUGACACGUGAUGUAAACAAGCCACCUGCUGAGUGUUCCAGAGGACAGUUGUUCCUCAAAAUUUGGAUUUCUAAACAGGGAUGCAGUAUGCGGGGAAAGGCAUGGUCAGAAGACAGAGAAGCGUCUAGAAAAAAAGUAACAGAACGAGGAGGCUGUCUGCAUUGUCUGUGCCUUCUUUUUCUUUUGUCUUCUGCGCACUUAAAAAUAGUCAGCGUUGUAUUUUGAGUGCAAUUUUCGCGGCUGGUGCAUGCCGUAUUACCAGAGUUGUUUGUUCCUCACCAUGCUAUUUUGGUGUCGGGUGUUUACCUGAAUAAGACUAGUACAGGCCAGUACAGCAGUUGAAAAGAAUCGCUACACCAGUCUGAACAUCCAAGUCAGCGAUGUUGCCCUCGCGAACAAGUCGAGUCGUUGCUGUAAACAAAAGAAUUUCUUUUAACUCUUGAAGUGUCUGUUCCUCCUUUGGUCUCUUGCUCCCUUUCACAAUGUUCUCUCGUUUAAUAGUAGCACUAAAUUUUUUGCAUUUUUUUUUUUGUUCUGAGGAAGUGUGUAACAUCUUCUAGUCUGUGCAGCAGAAUAAACUGAUUUUGUUUUUUGCUCUCAAA
Dermacentor silvarum is the source of this 2856-nucleotide messenger RNA. RefSeq names its product mitochondrial import receptor subunit TOM70 (gene Tom70). The transcript is spliced from 11 exons. The record is from RefSeq and is a predicted model, not a curated record. The coding region runs from base 16 to 1752 and encodes 578 amino acids. NCBI's taxonomy places the organism in Eukaryota, Metazoa, Arthropoda, Arachnida, Ixodida, Ixodidae. Gene Ontology annotation, molecular function: protein binding.